CAACGAACACCAAGGUCGCUCUUAUCAAUCUAACGCCAGAUCAUUUCUCGGCGUUGAACCGGGCGAUGUGCACUAUCCUCUCCAGCACUCUUGCCUCCGAGACAUACGCCCAGAUAGUGGAUGGUCUUCCAACUUGUGACGUAUACAAAGACUAUUACGGCUGGUAUCGAGUCGAUUACGAGACGAACCUUGCGCCAAGUAAAGAGGCUGUUGAGAUUGUUGCUGCCUACCGCCAAGAUUUUCAAUCUUGGCGCUAUCCACGUCGAUGGAAAGAUUGCACAGUUAUACCAGAAUGCAUCGACAGACUCGAGGGAAUUCCUCUUACGAUUACUGCAAAUGGCCGCAAUUGUAUGCCACGAUAUUGCGGGUUAUCUGUACACCGAAUACGAUGGGGGUAUUCGCAAAUCACCUCCUGAUUUCGAUCCGCAGGUUCCAGUUCCCAAACCUCCUCCGGGGAUCACCUUACCCCCGUUGCCCAAAAUGCCACGGCGGCCAGCCGAGUUUUUCCAUAUGUUCUACAUGGACUGGGAGCACUACCCCUGCGGUGCCGCUGACGUUGUAGGGUACUGGGCUGAGUACCGAUUGUUUGGGGGUGUCGUCCUGUUUGAUCGAGGCAUGUCCAAGACUGAGUUCAAGGAUGUCUACAUUCAACCCAUUGGCAGGCACCACAUCUUCAAAUUGUCAGAGACGCAGAUCCAGAACUGCGUCUCAAUCCUUUUGUCAGAGUCGACCCUAGACCAGGACACUUCAAAGGCCUUUCGAUUUCGGGCGGAGAAAUACACGGUUCGCAUCGAUCCGUACGAGCCCAGCAUGUCACACGUCUCGCGGGACCAAGAUUUCCCAAGAGAGGUUCCCGUGUUGGAUCGACCGUCAUGCGUGCGUCGUGCAGAGAAUGAUCCUUAUUUGAUGGACGCUAUGAAAGCUUGGGCAGAGGGGAGUGGAUCUGAGCAUGGCAGGUAGUGAACAAUUAAUACAGAUUUUACAGUGUCUUAGGCAUACGUUG
This is a messenger RNA of Phialemonium atrogriseum, 1003 nucleotides long. RefSeq lists its product as uncharacterized. The transcript has 3 exons. Bases 121 to 960 code for a protein of 279 amino acids. NCBI's taxonomy places the organism in Eukaryota, Fungi, Ascomycota, Sordariomycetes, Cephalothecales, Cephalothecaceae. The record is from RefSeq and is a predicted model, not a curated record.